This is a messenger RNA of Thrips palmi, 2994 nucleotides long. RefSeq lists its product as uncharacterized. The transcript has 4 exons. The coding region runs from base 784 to 2226 and encodes 480 amino acids. Lineage: Eukaryota; Metazoa; Arthropoda; Insecta; Thysanoptera; Thripidae. The record is from RefSeq and is a predicted model, not a curated record.
CUGCCUAUUUUACGAACCUAUUUCGAAAAUCCGGGAAUGCUAAGCCACAAUUUAAAGUCCAAGGAAUCCUCCUCAAUCGUUAUUUUUUCUAUAAAAGAAGUUCUUGUGGGAAAAUAACUCAUUGAAACUUUUCCGGGGGACGGGAGAGGACCGACCCGUCACCACAAAACUGAACAAAACCCGUAUUUAGAGACAUCCCACUGCCCUACAUGAAGCGUAGCGAAGUUUCGUUACACUUUUUUCUACUCAGUGCAAUUGGUCAGCACUCACAAAGACUUACCCACAAGGAAAUAUCCACAUUUGAACGACGAGCGUCCAGAAUGGCGUCCAAUAACCUUCGCACUUCCAAACCAUUUUGAUGAUACAAAUCACACUUAUUUCUUGAAAAGAUGCCUCCUACGCCACACUAAAUUUCUUGCAGAAUCUGAUUCAAGUCGCGGAUGCAUAAAUGGAGCCACAGAUUAUUGGAUCGGACUCGAUUAAGAUGACGGUGAAGAGCAAAGCCAUUCGAAGUGUUGUUUUGGAUCGCUGUCUGCUAGACCGGAUGUUGUCGCGAGGAUGGCAAAUUCAUAGUGCGGUUUGGAUUUGUUUACAUUUUCUCGUAGCAGACGUAUGUGUGUGUGUGUGUGCGGUGUUCGCUGUGUUGUGCUCUGUGCUCUGUAAUUCCUAUUUUGCUAUUUGAUCAAGAGUUCUCUCCAGUGUACGUAUUAAUGGAGGAAAACAUUGGAAAUGGCUUGUUUUAACAAUAUAUAACAUCACCAGCCUUUGUUUCCAGGCUCCAAAAUGAGUCAAGAUCUAUUUGCCGAUGAAGAGGACAAUGUAUAUUUAUUUGAUACCACCGAGGAUGCUGUCGAAUUUAGUGGAAUAAGUGGAAGUGGUACUUCGUCGUCGCCAGGUAGCCAGCAGUUACUUCAAACACCUGCUCCUACUCCAGCACCUGCUCCAGAACCAGCCUCCUCCUCAAAACGUCAGGAGUAUCCCUGCACUGUUUGUAAGAAGGUGCUCAAAACCCUCAAAGGUUUCGAGGGGCACAUUGCUCGUCAUGCUCAGACCACUGGACCAGAGACCAGUACAACACGAGCAUCGACAGUCAAAGCAGUUCCACCAUCUAGUAAGGCACAGGCGGAAAAGCUUUAUAAUUGUACCGAGUGCAAGUCAAAAUUAAAAACCAAAAGUGGGUUUGUGAGGCAUCGUGCUGCCCAUAAAAUGAAAAAUGCUUUGCAACUUAGGCCAGCCCCUUCUGAAUUUCUUUUGAGCUACCUUCCCGAUAUUAUCAAGAAAAUAAUUUUGGAUAUUAAGGCUGAGCCAAGUGGUGGAAGCUCAAAAGCCUUGUUUCUGUCUCAGUUAAUAGAAAUGUCUGAAGAUGACAAGUGGCUGAACUUUGUACAGGAUUUAGGAAACUUCAUCUCUGGAAUUGUGUUAGAAAAGCAGGCCAAAGUUUUACCUGCUAACCAGUACGAGGAAAUGCAGAAGAAACUGAAUUCCUAUUUAAAUGAUAAUAUCGAGAACCUUGGGAACAAAUUGAAGCAAUUAUGUCCAGUGGAAAUUGAUUGCUCCUUGGCUCAGCGCUUAGUGUUUCGAAUUGCAACCAAACUGCUACAAGAAACACAGAUAUGGGCCAUGCAAAAAAUGAGACCCACUUUUACCGAAGAAGAUUUAGUACUACAGCAAGAAAUGAGUGAGUCUGAAGAGAAAAGCUUCUUGGGAGAAAUAGGUGGCUUGCUAAGAAGUUUUUUUAUGAAAUCACUUCAGCAGUCCAACCAACAGAGUCAAAUGCAGAGCCAAUGCAUAAAAGAAACAUUUGUUGAUGGUCCUCAUCCCAUCAGUAGGUCUCAAUUUCUCAUAAAAACUAACUGGUUUUCUGGAGAAGAUGAGUGCAUUACAGUAAGUUACCAUGCUGCCCACUUUUUAAAAAAAAUUGAACUUGAAAUAAUACCAGCAUCUGUGAAUCCAUGUAGCUCUGAGGAGGUAGUUGAAAAUGUAUUAGCUUUCCAAGAAUUGUUGGACCACUGGUACCAUUUGACAAAAGCCUACUUCUCAGAAGAAAAUUCCCUUUUAUUUCUGAGGAAGAUAAUAGCUUCAUAUGUCAAGUUGUCCGUUGUUUUUGAAGAGAAGAGAGGCAACAGAUUGGAAGAAAAAUCGGUGAGAGCAUCCACAGCCCCACUCCGCACUCAUCUUCAACACAAUUUGUUGGAAAGGGAAGAAGAGGAUGAAGAUUUAAUUUAGAAGAUUGUUAAUUCAAUUAAAGAGCCAAUACUGAGAUAUUUAAUAAGCACAUAAACAUAAUAUUUGACAUAGAAAUAAUUCCAUUUCUCUUUCUUAACUGACAUGUUCAAUCCUUUGACACAAAUUGUAUUAUUAUUUUAACAUCUUGUAAUAAAAUGACUAAAAAUUCUGACAAAAUAUUGUGUUAUUUAUAUACAAUUUCUAAAGCACACACAACUAAGAAAGGAUCAGGGGGCAUACACUUUCAUUCCUCAUUCAUUUGAUCUUCUUGGUGCUUUUCUUGAUUGUAAGGGAGUAGAAUCCACUUCAAAAUCUUUUCUCUUCGAUACUGAUGUAUUUCCUUUCCGAGAUGCCAGAGAAAGAGACCCUUGGGCAUGUAUGUUCAUGCGAUCAUCAUGAACAUUUUUGAGAGUGGGGUUUCUAUUGUCACCAUGCUUUCUUCGUAUUUUACCGAAGUACUGUUCCAAUGGAUCUUGAUUAAAGACCCUUGCGCAGACAGAUGGAGCUCCAACUACAUCCAGCAUGUACCGUAUUGCGCCUGUGAUUCCCUUCACAGUCACUUGCAUGGCCCCCAAAGCUUGAUGGCUUAUAAUCAUACGGCUUCUUUCAUCAUUAGUAAAAAUCCCUGGUCUGUUGAUAACUUCAGUCUUCCACUCUUCAAAGUAAUUCAGAAAUUCAUCUUCUAAGAAAUUAAGCCUUUCAUCACUUGAGGAUGUGAAUGGAAAUUUAUCUGGAUUAUUCCCUUCAUUGGUCUCAUCUCUUCCGUUC